Messenger RNA from Vicia villosa (hairy vetch), 674 nucleotides. RefSeq lists its product as uncharacterized. The record is from RefSeq and is a predicted model, not a curated record. Bases 83 to 613 code for a protein of 176 amino acids. Lineage: Eukaryota; Viridiplantae; Streptophyta; Magnoliopsida; Fabales; Fabaceae. The transcript is spliced from 2 exons.
AGAUGCUCAAGAAAGAGAUGCCACGGAUACAAAUGCUCCACCUGAUACUGAAGCAAAAGAAGUUGCACGAGGCAUCACCAUUAUGAAGGGAAUCAUUCGACAUAGAGACCAAGGAUUAGUAUACCGUUUGGAUUGGAAUUCUGAUAAACAAGCAAUUGGUCCUAAUUCUGCAAAGUUGACAAGCUAUAUUGGUACACUUGUUCGUAUGCAUAUUCCGGUCUCCACAGCUAAAUGGAAUCUGAAAAGCGAAGAGUUGGAUGCGAAAAAAAAAGCGAUUUGGGACGAGCUUCAGAGGACUUUUGAGAUACCAGAUGAUCGUAGACGCUACAUACUUAGUUUGGCCGGCAAAAGAUAUAGAGGGUGGAAAGCUUUUUUGACAAACACCUAUCUUAAGGAUAAAGAUGGAAACUUUCUUGAAGAGGCACCGGGACGGCCAAAAAAGUAUGAGAUCUUCAUUGGUGAAAAAGAUUGGGCUGAGUUUGUAAAUCAAAGAGAUGAAGAUUUUCGGAAAAGGAGUGCCACGAAUAGUGCGAGAGCAUCCAAACCCGCGUAUCCAUACAAAAAAGGGCGUAUGGGAUAUGCACGCUUAGAGGAUAAACUUGUAAGUAAAUAGAAAUGCAUUUUAAUUAAUUGUCUAAAUGUGUUUUAUUUGACGAUUUUAUCAUUUGUGUCAA